This is a messenger RNA of Colletotrichum spaethianum, 1098 nucleotides long. Its product is annotated as 3-hydroxy-3-isohexenylglutaryl-CoA/hydroxy-methylglutaryl-CoA lyase. NCBI's taxonomy places the organism in Eukaryota, Fungi, Ascomycota, Sordariomycetes, Glomerellales, Glomerellaceae. Gene Ontology annotation, biological process: ketone body biosynthetic process; L-leucine catabolic process. The transcript is spliced from 2 exons. The record is from RefSeq and is a predicted model, not a curated record. Bases 1 to 1098 code for a protein of 365 amino acids. Gene Ontology annotation, molecular function: hydroxymethylglutaryl-CoA lyase activity.
AUGCUUGCCAUCCGUCCAGCGAUCUGUAGAGCGUGCAGGAGGGCCCAGAUCCGCCCUGCGAGAGGGUUUGCGACCGCCAGCGGCCCAAUCCAGCAGCCGCCCCGCGACAACUACGUCAAGCUCGUCGAGGUCGGCCCCCGCGACGGACUGCAGAACGAGAAGAAGACGAUAUCCCUUGCCACCAAGAUCGAAUUGAUCGAGAGGCUCGCCAAGACGGGCGUUUCUACCAUUGAGGGCGGUUCUUUCGUCUCGCCUAAAUGGGUUCCUCAGAUGGCCAAUUCGAACGACAUUCUCGAGCACAUCUUAACACGAAAGAUUUCUUCCCCGUCGCAAACAUCAUACUCCUUCCUCGCCCCGAAUAUCAAAGGAUUGCAGAACGCCCAAGCCCUGCUGGCCAAGUACCCUGGCGCUUUUGCGUCGCAGCUUCAACCAUCAGCAGACAAGACAAAGCCCGCCAUUGAAGUCGCCGUCUUUGCGGCCGCGACCGAGUCUUUUUCCAAGAAGAACCUCAACUGCGACAUCGCGACAUCACUCGACCGUUUCCGCGAGGUUAUUCGCGACGCAAAGGGAGCCGGUCUCCGCGUCCGCGCAUACGUUUCCGUCGUCCUCGGCUGCCCCUUUGAGGGUUAUGAUGUUGACCCGCACAAGGUUGCUGAGAUCUCAACGGAACUAUUGGAGUCGGGCGCCGAUGAGGUUUCGCUGGGAGACACCACUGGCAUGGGCACGGCGCCCCGGACGAAGGAGUUGCUAAACUGCAUGAGGGCUGCGGGUAUCAGGAACGAGGACAUUGCUAUGCAUUUCCAUGACACGUACGGCCAGGCGUUGGUGAACACGGCCGUUUCGCUGGAGCAUGGCAUUCGCACGUUUGACAGCAGUGUUGGUGGACUCGGAGGUUGCCCUUACAGCCCUGGUGCUACUGGCAAUGUGUCCACGGAGAACAUGAUUUACUUUAUCGAGAGUUUGGGCAUGGAGACUGGCAUUGAUCUAGACGCCAUGUCAGAUAUCGGUGCUUGGAUCACAGGCGAGCUGGGCAAGGCCAACGAUAGCACUGUUGGUAAGGCGGUGUUGGGAGCCAGAGCUCGCGAAGCGGCAGCGUGA